Papaver somniferum (opium poppy) is the source of this 420-nucleotide messenger RNA. RefSeq lists its product as uncharacterized. The coding region runs from base 1 to 420 and encodes 139 amino acids. The transcript has a single exon. The record is from RefSeq and is a predicted model, not a curated record. NCBI's taxonomy places the organism in Eukaryota, Viridiplantae, Streptophyta, Magnoliopsida, Ranunculales, Papaveraceae.
AUGGGAUAUAAAUAUGCAGAAAUGACACCUGCAACCUAUAAUGUUCAUGGAUUCAAUAGAGCAGUUACAAAGCCAAAGGGAGAAAUCGUGACGCGAAUAUUACUGGGAGAGGUUGAAACAAAGAUAACGCUAUGUGUGAUUGACAUUGAGUCACCAUACAACAUGUUGUUGGGAAGACCAUGGGUACAUGGAUUAAAGGUGGUAGCGUCAACGUUACAUCAAUGCAUCAGGUUUCCAAUUCCAAGCGGUAUAGGUGAAAUCAGAGGAGACAUUAAGGCUGCGAAUACUUGUAAUCAAAUAGAUGUGCGAAAUUAUGAAGGACGAGCCAAAAAACGAAAGGAUCGAUGGAGAAAAGCCAAAGAACAAAGGAAAGAGGAAGAAUUUCUAAUAUACAUGAUAAGGAAAAGGAAUACCAGGUAA